Quercus robur (English oak) is the source of this 962-nucleotide messenger RNA. Its product is annotated as glutathione S-transferase U10-like. Gene Ontology annotation, cellular component: cytoplasm. The coding region runs from base 100 to 777 and encodes 225 amino acids. Gene Ontology annotation, molecular function: glutathione transferase activity. The transcript is spliced from 2 exons. Lineage: Eukaryota; Viridiplantae; Streptophyta; Magnoliopsida; Fagales; Fagaceae. The record is from RefSeq and is a predicted model, not a curated record. Gene Ontology annotation, biological process: glutathione metabolic process.
UUGACUGACCAAUAUGAUGAAGAUGAUUGGAAGAAAUUUCUCAUAUGAGCUCAAUAAUUAAGGCUUCACGGUCUAAUAGAAAGCCAACUGAGAUAGAGAAUGGAGGAGAAGAAAGGUGAAGUUGUCCUGUUUGGAACAUGGGCCAGCACAUUCUGCCCUAGAGUUGAGCUAGCCCUCAAACUAAAAGGCAUAUCCUAUGACAAUGUGGAGGAAGAUUUGACAAACAAAAGUGAGUUGUUCCUUAGCCUCAAUCCAGUACAUAAGAAAGUACCUGUGCUUGUUCACAAUGGGAAAUCCAUUGCUGAGUCACUCAUUAUCCUUGAAUACAUAGAAGAGUGCUGGAAUACCACCCCAAAACUAUUGCCUGAGGAUCCUUACCAAAGGGCAAAAGUCCGCUUUUGGGCCAACUAUUAUGAUCAAAAGAUUGUGCCAAGCUUCUACAUCAUCUUCGGGUCCAAAGACAAGGAGAGAGAGAAAGCCAUUGAAGACUUGAGCCAAUUGCUUAAGGUGUUUGAAGAAGGUAUUGAAAAAGAUUUUCCAGGGCAGUCUCCAUUCUUCAAUGGCGAGAUCCUAGGGUAUCUUGGUAUCGUUAUUGGCUCACAUGCAUGCAACUACCAAGCUUUUGAUGAGGCCAUUGGUGUGGUACUCAUAUCAGAAAAGAAUCCAGAGUUUCUCUCAUGGGUCAAUGCUCUGAAGAACUGCCCUCUGAUGGGGGAGACACUACCACCUCACGACAAAUUGGUUGCCAGGUUGAGUGCUAGACUUAAGUCUACUUAAGUUUAAUAUUGAAGCUGAAAGAAAGGGUUACCAUACAUCAAGCUCUGAUUGAAGAUGGUUGCACCUUUCAAUUGUUUGGAAUAAAUCCUUGUCUCUUAGCCAAAUAAAAAAAAAAAUAAGUGUAAGCAGAACUAUGAUGCUACUGUUUGGUUUCUAUAAAGGGUUGCCUAUGUGUUUUGUUUCUA